Lentinula edodes (shiitake mushroom) is the source of this 1431-nucleotide messenger RNA. RefSeq lists its product as uncharacterized. The transcript is spliced from 15 exons. Bases 1 to 1431 code for a protein of 476 amino acids. Lineage: Eukaryota; Fungi; Basidiomycota; Agaricomycetes; Agaricales; Omphalotaceae. The record is from RefSeq and is a predicted model, not a curated record.
AUGAAGUCAACAAUCCUUGGUCUUUCCCUUGUUAGCGCUGCUGCUGCGCAGAUAUCAGUUAACGGUGUUUCGAUGGUCCCUGCCAUGACAGCAUACAACAAUUAUGCCAGUGCUACGGCUGCUGCCUCAUCCAGUGCUCCAGCUUCCUAUGCUACUGCUGCGCCAUCCUCCUCGGAUUUCUACUCAGUGAUGCCUUACUCAUCAUAUUCGAGCGGUGGAUACAAAAGCCUGGCUUGUGGUUAUGGAUACUCUAAACAGUCUGAUGGUUCUUGUCAGGCUGAGUCUUGGUAUAACACUCAGUUUUCUGGAUGUUACGAAACCAUCAUCAUCAAUGAGGGCAGUUCAGGAUAUUCGGGAUAUUGCGAUAAUUACGGGUACGGGAGCGUAUCUACCGUAACCGAAACCUCGACGGAGUAUUCGACAGUUACAGAGACGUCUACUAUGACUGAGGCGACUACAGUCACAAUGUAUGUUACCCAGACCCAGAGACGGAUAUCCUCACCCAGGUCAACAAUUUCUUCACUGUUACCCCUAUUUUCUUUCUUACCAGAACGUUUUUCGACAACACAGACUCAAGUUUAUACAUCGAUUGAGAUGGUUCCAACGACAAAAGUCUAUGUAUCUACCGAAGUCAUUGACAACACUCUCACUCAAGAGUAUACCGUUACCGCAACAGAGACUCAGACCCAAACAAACGUCUACACGAUGACGGAUACCGAGACCGACACUGCUACUCAAACUCAGAUCGAUACUCAGUUCGUCACCAUGACUGACUUCUCGACCAUUGUUCAACCCACUACAUACACGAGUGUCUAUGUGAGCACUGACAUCAUCGACAACACAUUGACAGUCGAGAACACCCUCACCGCGACUCAGACAGAGAUGUUCACUAGUAUUCAGACCCAAGUUCAAACUAUGACCGCUACUGAUUUCGUGACAAUGACCGAGAUUAGUACCAUGGUGGAACCUACGACAUACGUGUCGACGUACGUUUCUACUCAGGUUAUUGACGAAACAUCUACUGUCGAAAACACUCUUACACAAACGAUGACGGACACAUUGACCUAUUUGUCGACACUAACUUACCUCUCUACUGCAACUGCAACUGCGACCCAAACUGAGCAAGUUACGACAACAGUUCAGGAGACUGCUCUCGCUUCUUGCCUUUCUUCGUGCAAGAGUUCGUGGGGAAUGACAGCCGGAAAUAAUAUGUACGGAAACACAUAUGCUAGUAUGGCUACCUCCACCGCUGCUGCAACCUCUGCGAUGACUUCAGCUGUCUACUCGAGCAUGUCAGUGGCCUCACCGUCGUACUCGGUCGCUAGCUCCAUGGCUGUGGCCUCUUCUGCUGCCGCUACCUAUGCUGCUGCCAGUUCCUCAGCCUCGUCGUACGGUGCAUCGUCAGGGUCUUGUUCGUCGGGGUCUUGUUAA